AUGUUUAAAUUUCAAAUUGUUUUACUAAUAGCUGUAGCAGCUCCCGGUAUUUUUGCCUUAAGCUGUUUGGAUCUGGAAUCCCAGGCUGCAUUGACGGGAGAUGCUGAGGCGAAAAUUAACUGGGGACCUGUUUGGGAUGAUAAUGAUGGCCAUCAUGAAUUUGUUACCAGGAAUUUGGAGGAAGAAAAUACUCAAAACUGUGAUGCUCCCAAUGGUCUGGGUCUAAAGAAUCUCUUCCUACAGGUGGAGAAACUAUUGCCCAAACAACAGAUAAAAGAUAUUGUUAAGUCCUAUAAUGAAGACGCUGAAGUAAAAGCUUUAAAAGCUUUCGUGCAAAGUCCCCAAACCCUGGACAAGCUAAAAGCCAUACAUAACUCUCAAGAAUAUCAAAUUCUCAAGGAUUACAGCUGCCGCAUUUUACACAUCGAUUUGCUUCAAUACAAUAAAUUGGCUAGAAGCCUUAUUAAUCCUUCGUUACAACGUGAUGCUGAUCAGCCACGUAAAGGAAUACGUGGUCUUAUUAAUGAAGUCGAUGCCGUGCUGCCACGCCAACAGUUGCGUGAAUUAUAUAAAAAUCUAUUGGCUUCAGAUGAUCAGUUAGUUAAAGCCGUGGCCAAUUUGAAAUCAGAAAAAUUCCAUCAAUUAUUGUUGAAUGUUAAGAAUAAUGUUCCUGAGUAUAAGGAGAUAACCAAACAGUUAAGUGCUUUGGGUCUGCCAAUUGAGGAAAUGCGUGAACGUUUGGCCAAUGCCUUGGGUUGGGCUCCUGAACUGGGUUUGUUUGUUUGAAGAGAUGUUUUGGAAAUUGGAAUAUGAAUAACUGUUUGAAGAUUUUAGUAUAAGGAAUUAUU
This is a messenger RNA of Calliphora vicina (urban bluebottle blowfly), 848 nucleotides long. RefSeq lists its product as uncharacterized. The record is from RefSeq and is a predicted model, not a curated record. The transcript has 2 exons. Bases 1 to 786 code for a protein of 261 amino acids. Lineage: Eukaryota; Metazoa; Arthropoda; Insecta; Diptera; Calliphoridae.